GUUAAGUGAACGUGUCGAAUCGAUGUUCAUGUGCAUAGAGCUUCAGUGCUCCCGAAAGUGAUCGCUGAAUACCCAUUUGAGUUUUCCAACAGUUCUCUGCUCAUUAAUUUUGUUCAUAAUUUUUCUUUUUUUUUUGCUAUAUUUCUCUCAUAAAAUGUCGAUUGUUGAAAUUGAAACUCAAGUCUACGAUGGCCAAAAACCGGGCACUUCGGGUCUCCGUAAAGCGGUGAACGUAUUUCAACAAGAACAUUACACCGAGAAUUUCAUCCAAGCAAUUCUGACCGCUCUCGGAGAUCAACUGAUCGGCUCAACUCUUAUCGUCGGUGGUGAUGGACGUUAUUACGUAAAACAGGCCGUUGAAAAAAUUAUACGUAUUGCAGCCGCUAAUCGGGUGGGAAAAUUGAUCAUAGGCCAAAAUGGAAUAUUGUCGACACCGGCAGUCUCUACUCUAAUUCGCAAAUAUAAAACUCAGGGUGGCAUUGUCCUCACUGCAUCACACAAUCCUGGCGGACCAGAUGCUGAUUUUGGUAUCAAGUUCAACUGCGACAAUGGAGGGCCAGCCCCAGAUAACGUGACAAAUGAAAUUUAUGAGCUGACAAAAUCACUCAAAUUUUACAGAACAGCCCCUGAUAUCAACAUUGAUAUUACAAAAAUACAAACUCACAGAUUAAUAUUGGAUGGAAAACCUUUUAUCGUUGAUAUUAUUGAUUCUGUAGAUGAUUAUGUGGCGUUGAUGAAGGAGAUAUUUGAUUUCACGAGCAUAAAAAUGCUUCUACAGGGCAGCAGUAGCAGACCUAAGUUUCAAAUACUCAUUGAUUCUCUCCAUGGAGUAACUGGCAUAUACGUAAAACGUAUAUUUGGCCUUGAGCUUGGUGUUGACGAUGCUAGUAUGGUGCACGCGCAACCCCUCGAAGAUUUCGGUGGUCUCCAUCCAGAUCCAAAUUUGACUUAUGCAGCAGAUCUUGUGAACACUGUACGGGAUGGUACUCACGAUAUGGGGGUGGCUUUUGAUGGCGAUGGAGAUAGAAAUAUGAUAAUUGGGAAAAAAGCAUUUUUCGUUACACCGACAGACUCCGUUGCUGUGUUGGCAGCUCAUCUGGAUAUCAUACCAUACUUUCAAAAUACUGGAAUCAAGGGAUAUGCAAGAUCGAUGCCAACCGGUGCUGCUAUAGAUCGUGUGGCUGCUGAAAAAAAAGUCGAAUGCUUCGAAGUGCCCACCGGAUGGAAAUAUUUCGGAAAUUUGAUGGAUGCUGGCCGGUUGUCCCUUUGUGGAGAAGAGAGUUUUGGCACUGGUUCCGACCAUAUUCGAGAAAAAGAUGGGAUCUGGGCGGCUUUGGCGUGGCUGAACAUCAUUGCUAAACUUGAUAAAUCGAUCGAAGAGAUUUUGAAAGACCAUUGGAAUACUUACGGUCGAAAUUUUUUUAUCCGAUAUGAUUAUGAGAAUUGUGACAUUGAGGAGGCAAGUCAUGUGAUGGCUGAAGUCGAAGCGAAGAUUCAAGAUCCAAGUUUCAAAGGCACUAAAUUGAGCUCCGGUAAUAAAGUUUACGUGGUUAGAGAAGCUGAUAAUUAUUCGUAUAAGGACCCCAUAGAUGGAAGUAUCGCCACGAAGCAGGGGUUACGAGUUCUUUUUGAAGAUGGAUCACGUGUGAUUUAUCGGCUAUCUGGCACUGGGAGUUCGGGUGCAACUAUUAGAUUAUACGUUGAAAGUUACGAGUCUGAUCCCACAACUUUUGAUAAAGAUACACAAGAAGUACUGAAGCCUCUUAUUGAUAUUGCUCUACUACUGGGAAAAAUUGAAGAAUUUACUGGUCGCAAUGCUCCUACAGUCAUCACAUAAAUCGUUCCCCGACUCAAUCUCUCAUUAGCUUGGUUUCCAUAUAGUCUUCCUCCAACAACUCUUGGAUUUCCCCUAGUCAAGUGGUAAAACUCAAUCAGCCAAACUUAAUCAGACACAAUAGGGAGAAAGCUGGUUCAUUGCAUAACAAAUACCUAAUAAAGAAAGUUCCUCGCCAUUUGCUGCUGAAACAAUUUUCCACCAAAAUUGAGCGAUAAUGGAUAAACUGUGGAAAAUAUUAUAUUUUACCAAUAUUCUGUUGAAAUAAUAUACUUUCUCAUAUUUGCUCCCCCGGUAUACUUUAGAAAUGUCCAUCAUAUUGAGAAUCUUCACAAAUCUAUAAUAGGGAGUCCAAUCAUGGAGCACUUUUACAUUUUUACAAAUUCGUCGAAAAGUAUCAUGGCAGAUUUGCUUUAUUGUUCUUCAUGGAAGAGUCAUAUUAUUUAAAGGUUGUAAUUUCAGGUAUAUUUGUGAGGAAUAACCAUAUGAUAUUGAAUAAUGAAAAUUGUACAAAUAUUAGAAAAAAAUAGUACACUACUAGCGCUGAAAUGAAAUUUAAACAAACGGUGUAAAAAAAGUUGAAAAUAUAUUUCAUGCAGAUAUGGUGGAGUGGAUAAAGACGGCACUCUUCGAUGCAUAUGAAUGUCGAGGAAUGGUAUAAAGACAUUUUGAAUAGUUAA
Messenger RNA from Diachasma alloeum, 2514 nucleotides. It is a transcript of the gene Pgm1, whose product is annotated as phosphoglucomutase. Gene Ontology annotation, biological process: carbohydrate metabolic process. The transcript has 6 exons. Bases 155 to 1837 code for a protein of 560 amino acids. Lineage: Eukaryota; Metazoa; Arthropoda; Insecta; Hymenoptera; Braconidae. Gene Ontology annotation, molecular function: phosphoglucomutase activity; magnesium ion binding. Gene Ontology annotation, cellular component: cytosol. The record is from RefSeq and is a predicted model, not a curated record.